AUGGUCUUAGAGACUCUUGAGUUCAAAAAGAAUGUUGCAUACGGUGCAGCUGUUCAAGCUGCUAUUUUGAGUAAAGGCUUUCAAAAUGUCCCAAACUUGGUGCUGCGAGAUGUUACCCCGUUAUCACUUGGAACACUUCCAUACCUGUCAAGAAGACAAAAAUAUUUCACUCGGGACAACAGUUGUAAAGUCUCGAUUAAGGUUUAUGAGGGUGAGAGAGCAAGGGACACAGACAACAAUCUGCUUGGCUUCUUCACCCUUUCUUGCCCUCCGGGUACUCCUCGUGGUCAGCCUUUGGAGGUAUGCUUUGCCAUUGAUGAAAAUGGUAUCCUAACUGUUUCUGCAAAGGAAAUAUCCUCAGGCAAUAUGAACGAGAUCACUAUAACCAAUGACAAAGAAAGGUUAUCAGCAUUUGAAAUUAGAAAAAUGAUUGAAGAAGCUGAGAGGUAUCAUGUAGAAGAUCAGAAAUUCUUAAGGAAGGCCAGAGUAUUGAGUGAAUUGGAUUUAUGUGUUUACAAAAUGAAGAAUGCUAAAAUGAAGAAUGAUGUUAAUCUAAAGCUCUCCCCUCAAGAAAGUGAGAAGAUCAACAAUGCAAUUACUGUGGCCACGGAUUUGCUUGAUAAGAAUAACCAACAGAAAGAAGUAGAUGUUCUUGAGGUUCAUCUAAAAGAGCUGGAGAGCAUGUUGCAACGCCUUAUAUCCAUGACUGAGUAGUUUUAUUUUUCUUUAUUUAGAUUUAAAGUGAUGUUUUGCUUUUGUACGUGCUGAAUGCAAACCUUUAAGUUUUGUUAUCAUUAUCCAA
Molecule: messenger RNA, 802 nt
Organism: Trifolium pratense (red clover)
Lineage: Eukaryota; Viridiplantae; Streptophyta; Magnoliopsida; Fabales; Fabaceae
Product: heat shock cognate 70 kDa protein-like
Exons: 2
Coding region: 1-714 (237 amino acids)
Biological process (GO): cellular response to unfolded protein; protein refolding
Cellular component (GO): cytoplasm
Molecular function (GO): ATP binding; ATP hydrolysis activity; ATP-dependent protein folding chaperone
Source: RefSeq, a predicted model, not a curated record